AGCUGGCCAGUGAUCCACCGGCAUCAUGGCUUCCAUACGGGAGAGGAAGUGAUUUUAGUACACCCUAGAAGAAUUAGACAUUUUAGCACUGAAAAUCUAACCGACUGCUGCUCUUUCCAGACGCAGCGUGGGUCAGAGGGGCAGGGGCUCUCCCUCCUUACCCUGGGCCUCCCCUAAAACCGGGAUAUAUUUUAAAUUUAUUGUGAAUUUGCCUUCAUAAAUCGAGAAAGAUGGCGGAGGUACCGGCGGAGUGCACCAUCAAAGUGAUGUGCCGUUUCAGGCCCCUGAACAGUUCAGAGGUGACCAGAGGGGAUAAAUACAUCCCAAAGUUUCAAGGGGAAGACAAUGUUGUCAUCGCGGGCAAGCCCUACAUGUUUGACAGAGUGUUCCAGUCUAACACAACACAGGAACAAGUGUACAAUGCCUGCGCUCAGAAGAUUGUCAAAGAUGUGCUGGAGGGGUACAACGGGACAAUAUUCGCCUACGGACAGACAUCAUCCGGCAAGACACACACCAUGGAGGGUAACCUCCAUGACACAGAUGGGAUGGGCAUCAUCCCCAGGAUUGUCCAGGACAUCUUCAACUACAUCUACUCCAUGGAUGAGAACCUGGAGUUCCAUAUCAAGGUUUCAUAUUUUGAAAUUUACUUGGACAAGAUCCGGGACCUUUUGGAUGUGUCAAAGACCAACCUGUCCGUGCACGAAGACAAAAACCGUGUGCCGUAUGUGAAGGGCUGCACUGAGAGGUUUGUCUGCAGCCCUGAGGAAGUCAUGGACACCAUCGAUGAAGGCAAAUCAAACCGACACGUAGCAGUCACAAACAUGAAUGAGCACAGCUCCCGCAGUCACAGCAUCUUCCUGAUCAACGUGAAGCAGGAGAACACUCAGACUGAGCAGAAGCUGAGCGGGAAGCUCUACCUGGUGGAUCUGGCUGGCAGUGAGAAGGUCAGUAAGACGGGAGCAGAAGGAGCUGUAUUGGAUGAGGCCAAGAACAUCAACAAGUCUCUGUCCUCCCUGGGUAACGUCAUCUCCGCCCUGGCCGAGAGCUCGGCAUACAUCCCCUACAGAGACAGCAAGAUGACCCGUAUCCUGCAGGACUCCCUGGGGGGAAACUGUCGGACCACCAUCAUCAUCUGCUGCUCCCCCUCCUCCUACAACGAGUCGGAGAGCAAGUCCACACUCAUGUUCGGGCAGAGAGCGAAGACCAUCAAGAACACGGUGUGUGUGAACGUGGAGCUGACGGCGGAGCAGUGGAAGAAGAAGUACGAGAGGGAGAAGGAGAAGAACAAGACUCUGCGCAGCACCGUCACCUGGCUGGAAAACGAGCUCAACCGCUGGAGGAACGGAGAGAGCGUGCCGGUGGACGAGCAGUUCGACAAGGAGAAGGCUAACGCCGAGGUGCUGGCCCUGGAUAACGUCCCCAACGACAAGCCCGCCUCCACACCCAACGUCCCGGGGGUCCGUCUGACGGACGCAGAGAAGGGCAAGUGUGAGGCGGAGCUGGCUAAGCUGUAUAACCAGCUGGACGACAAGGACGAUGAGAUCAACCAGCAGAGUCAGCUGGUGGAGAAACUGAAACAACAGAUGCUGGACCAGGAUGAGCUCCUGUCGUCGUCUCGCCGCGACCACGACAACCUGCAGGGAGAGCUGAACCGCCUGCAGGCGGAGAACGAGGCGUCCAAGGACGAGGUGAAGGAGGUGCUGCAGGCCCUGGAGGAGCUGGCCGUCAACUACGACCAGAAGAGCCAGGAGGUGGAGGACAAGACCAAGGAGUUCGAGAUGCUCAGCGAUGAGCUCAACCAGAAAUCGUCCGUCCUGUCCUCCAUCGACUCUGAGCUGCAGAAGCUGAAGGAGAUGUCGAACCACCAGAAGAAGAGGGUGACUGAAAUGAUGUCCUCACUGCUCAAGGACCUGGCGGAGAUCGGCAUCGCCGUAGGCAGCAACGACAUCAAGCAACACGAGGGCAGCGGACUUAUAGAUGAGGAGUUCACGGUGGCUCGUCUCUACAUCAGUAAGAUGAAGUCGGAGGUGAAGACCCUGGUGAAGCGCAGCAGGCAGCUGGAGAGCACCCAGUCUGAGAGCAACCAGAAGAUGGAGGAGAACGAGAAGGAGCUGGCCGCCUGCCAGCUGCGCAUCUCCCAGCACGAGGCUAAGAUCAAGUCUCUGACGGAGUACUUGCAGAACGUGGAGCAGAAGAAGAGGCAGCUGGAGGAGAACGUGGACUCCCUCAACGAGGAGCUGGUCAAGAUCAACGCCCAGGAGAAAGUCCAUGCCAUGGAGAAGGAGAAUGAGAUCCAGUCAGCCAACGAAGUCAAGGAGGCUGUGGAGAAGCAGAUCCACGGUCACCGCGAGGCCCACCAGAAGCAGAUCAGUAGCCUGAGAGACGAGCUGGAGAAGAAGGAGAAACUGAUCACAGAUCUGCAGGAUCUGAACCAGAAGAUCAUGCUGGAGCAGGAGAGGCUGAGGGUGGAGCACGAGAAGCUCAAGUCCACCGACCAGGAGAAGAGCCGCAAGCUGCACGAGCUCACGGUGAUGCAGGACAGGAGGGAGCAGGCCAGACAGGACCUGAAGGGGCUGGAGGAGACUGUGGCUAAGGAACUCCAGACUCUGCACAACCUUAGGAAGCUCUUCGUCCAGGACCUGGCCACUCGAGUUAAAAAGAGCGCAGAGAUGGACUCUGACGACACAGGAGGCAGCGCCGCCCAGAAACAGAAGAUCUCCUUCCUGGAGAACAACCUGGAGCAGCUCACCAAGGUCCACAAGCAGCUGGUGCGUGACAACGCUGACCUGCGCUGCGAGCUGCCCAAGCUGGAGAAGCGUCUGCGAGCCACGGCAGAGCGGGUCAAGGCCCUGGAGACGGCCCUGAAGGAGGCCAAGGAGAACGCCGCCCGCGACCGCAAGCGCUACCAGCAGGAGGUGGACCGCAUCAAGGAGGCCGUGAGGGCCAAGAACAUGGCUAGGAGGGGGCAUUCCGCUCAGAUCGCCAAACCCAUCCGCCCAGGGCAGCCCCCCGUGGCCUCUCCCACGCACCCCAACGUGAUCCGCAGCGGAGGGGGCCUCUACCAGAACAGCCAGGCUGUGGCCAUCAGGGGGGGCGGAGGAGCCAAACAGGACAAGAACAGCUGAAGACGGGAGGAUGACUCGCAUCAUUAUCGGAGGAGUGACUUCUAUCACCAUGACAACCCCUCAUCCCAUCACACAGUGACCCACAGCCCCUUACCAGCCCAGGCCUUGGUCUGGGGGGAGGAGUUUUGAAUAUAAAUAUAUAAAUAUUCAUGACCUGUACAGAUCUCCCCUCUGUGUUUCCCUCUCUCUCUCUCUCUCUCUCUCUCUCUCUCUCUCUCUCUCUCUCUCUCUCUCUCUCUCUCUCUCUCUCUCUCUCUCGUCUGUCUCCCCCCCCCCAAUCUUUUUCUCUCUGUCUGCAACUAUACAAAAAAAAAGAAGAAAUGGGAUUUAAUAUUCAGUGAAACACAAGACCUUGUCAUCCAGCGCAGAGCACAGCAGUCUUGGCCAAAGGAUCCAUGUACAUUUGACCUGAUGUGUAGCUUUGUUUCGUUGCACAGUUUGUCGUCAUCCUUGUCCUAAGUAGUCUGCUGUACCAAGCUGAAUGUACUAUACUGGUGUCUGAAUAAGAAAAUUAGACAGCAACAACAACAAAAAAACUUUAAUACAGCAGAAAGAGAAAAUCCUACCACGUUCUGUCAAGGCUAACCUGUACAUUUUAUCAUUCUUUUUUCUUUAUUUUGGUUGUGUCACACUUUCUCUGGGUAGAUUUGACAUGCUUCUUUAAAAAACAAAAAAACCACAACAAAAAAAGGUUUGAAUUGACUUGUUGGCAUUGAGCACUACUUGUCCUGUCCUGUUGUACAGAUGGAAAACUUCACUACAGCACCAUAUGCUUCCUUAAGAGGUGUUUGGGUUUGAAAAUGCCAAGACGUGCAGCAGUAGAUGUAUUUAACUUGAGUACCUGUGGAGGCCAAUGUUUCUAUCGUUAAAAUAUAUAUAUAUAUAUAUAUAUAUAUUAAAAAAAGUUAAUGAAAAUUGGUGGUCACAAGAAGGAUGCAAAGCAGUGGGGGUGUGUGAAGGGGUGAGAGAAUGAUCCGGAUGAAACCCUACCUUUAUCUCAACCUUUUCCAAGUCGAUUAAUGUUUUACUCCUGUGUGGUUUCAAAUAGUGUUGCUGAAAAUCUGCUCGUAGACUGAGAUGGUGCGCGCGCUUGUCCUGUCCUGUCCUAGUUUUGCCGCUUUCACACAGAAACGUUCUCUUGAAAGAAGUAGGCUAGAAUUUGGUUUUGGCUUAUGGCUGGAACCAUUUUAAGUGUAAAAUAGCUUUUCAGUAUAUAACUGUUUUUUUUUUUUAUCUAGGGUGCCUCACUUAAGAUCCCCCCGUCCCCUUCCCGAAUACAACCUUUAUGUGGAAAUUAGAUUCAACAGUUGCUAUCUAGCGGUUAACCUUUUCUACUGGAAGUGCAUUUGAAUGAAAGGCGGCGUUGGAUUGGCCCCGGCCCUUGCCACUGAUCAGCCAAUCAGGUGAAGCAGGGCCAUGGUCAAGGCAAUUAAGUUGUCAAUUGGAUAAGCUUCCUUCAAGUAUCAACCUUGAAAUACGAAACUAAAAGUUUGUUAGAGUUUGUUAGGAUUUAGUAUGCUGGCCAACAAUCUAGGGAACAGAUGCCCCCUCCCACCUAUUGUUGUCCUGUCAAAUCUGAAGCCUUUGCAAAGCAGUGAUACAAAGCAUGAAACCAUCUUGUGAGUGCAAUAUAGGCAUACAAAUAUUGUAUAGCCAUGAUUGUUAGGUAUGACCUGGAUGAGGUUUUUUGUUUUGUUCCGUUUUUAUAGUCAGCUACGAUAAGCCGUUUCAGAAUUUAACUUUUAUUGUUUCCGCUUGAAUAUGUAGGCUAUUUAAUUAAUAGCACUUGAGAAUUCUUCUGAAACAUUGGACCUGUGUUUCGAAUACACUCUAAACCCCUUGUCUUGAGGGAGGGAAAUUGUAAACUAUUUCCAAAAAGCCUGAUAGCGGAAUGGUGUUACUAUGUUUACAUGAUCGGUUUAUCGUUAUGUAGAGGCUAGAAUUUGAGGCUUUGCCCGAAACUGCGUCAGGACAGCGCUGUGUCCAUCCCGUCUUAAUGUAACUUCAGAGCAGUACACUCGCAGUAUGGUCUUCAUACCCCGUCUUCACCUGCCCGCGGUCCCGCUUUAAGUGAUAUGAAAUGGGGUGAGGGGAGGAGGUAAACCACAUUCACCUGUUUAUGACACAAAAUUAACAACAAUUUGUUUGCAUUGAUUCGAAAGAAAGAAAAAAAAACCGCGUAGCCACUUUUUAUUACUGUGUAAUAGUUGCUCAAUUCCUAAUUGACAGUAAGGAUUUCAUCAAUGGACAGAACGGUACUGGAUCAUUCCUGGAGAACUGGGGCACAACUGCGGGGCUCAAAAGAGGGAAACGGGGAAGUAAAUGAUAUCACCUUUUUGGAUUGACUGCAUGAUGUAAAUGUAUGUGUGAUUAAAUAAUUAUGAAAAAACUA
Molecule: messenger RNA, 5517 nt
Organism: Hypomesus transpacificus
Lineage: Eukaryota; Metazoa; Chordata; Actinopteri; Osmeriformes; Osmeridae
Product: kinesin-1 heavy chain
Exons: 26
Coding region: 231-3125 (964 amino acids)
Biological process (GO): microtubule-based movement
Molecular function (GO): microtubule motor activity; ATP binding; microtubule binding
Source: RefSeq, a predicted model, not a curated record